AUGUCACGGAGAAAAAUCAACUUACUACACACACCACAUAUUUCCCUCCCGCCUGAUCCUCGGCGUCUCCGAGCCAACGCGCCGAUCUUUUCUCCUACUUGUCCGCCGGCAGUAAUCAAGAAACUCAAAACUAAUAAGAAGCUCCACGCCAAUCUAUCUCUCUCCCUCUAUUCAAAUAAAUUAUCUAUGGCUGCUCUCUACUCGUUAAUCUCAGCCACUCCUCUCUCCGUUUCACUGCCGAAUCACCACGUGUUACACACUCGCCGCCGUUUCCGGUUUCCGUUAGCAACACUUGCCUCGUCGUCUCCGGAGUCAUCGGCAUCAUCGACCCCUAUCUCGAUUCCCGUUAACGGGAACUCUAAUGGAACAAGUCGCGAUAAGGGUGCGGUUGAUAACAGCCCAUUUGCUCGCUUCUUUCGUUCCACCGAAUCCAACGUUGAGAGGAUCAUAUUUGAUUUCCGGUUCUUGGCGCUCUUGGCAGUAGGAGGUUCUCUUGCUGGUUCGCUACUCUGCUUCCUCAAUGGGUGUGUUUACAUUAUGGAAGCGUAUAAAGUCUAUUGGACUAACUGUGUCAAAGGCAUCCACACCGGCCAAAUGGUUUUACGCCUGGUCGAAGCUAUAGAUGUUUAUUUGGCCGGGACAGUUAUGCUAAUAUUUAGUAUGGGUUUGUAUGGACUCUUCAUCAGCAACUCCUCUCCUGAUGUCCCUCCUGAAUCCGAUCGUGCCCUAAAAGCCUCUUCUCUCUUUGGAAUGUUUGCCAUGAAGGAGAGACCGAAAUGGAUGAAGAUCAGCUCGCUGGAUGAGCUGAAAACCAAAGUUGGACAUGUCAUUGUUAUGAUUCUUCUUGUGAAGAUGUUCGAAAGAAGCAAGAUGGUUACUAUAGCCACCGGAUUGGAUUUGCUUAGUUAUUCCAUUUGCAUCUUCUUGUCCUCUGCUUCUCUCUAUAUCCUCCAUAAUCUCCACAAAGGAGAGCACUGA
This is a messenger RNA of Thlaspi arvense, 978 nucleotides long. NCBI's taxonomy places the organism in Eukaryota, Viridiplantae, Streptophyta, Magnoliopsida, Brassicales, Brassicaceae. The record is from the annotation of a GenBank genome assembly.